Messenger RNA from Phycomyces blakesleeanus NRRL 1555(-), 504 nucleotides. RefSeq lists its product as hypothetical. Lineage: Eukaryota; Fungi; Mucoromycota; Mucoromycetes; Mucorales; Phycomycetaceae. The record is from RefSeq and is a predicted model, not a curated record. The transcript has 4 exons. The coding region runs from base 1 to 504 and encodes 167 amino acids.
AUGCAAUUAGAGCCAAUGUUUGAGCGUAUCAUGAUACCUCGACAUUGCUUUACAAAUCUGGCCAUAUCGGCCAAACAAAUUACCUAUCUCGUUCAAGCAUUCAACCUUAAAUUCAAUGUCUAUCUCUUUUUGGCAAAGAAAAGAGCAGAAGAAGAAGUUGCACUUCUGAAGGUUCUUUGCGGGAUGCAGUUCCUUUUGGCUAGAAAGCUUUGGCUUUCUAUGUCUUGGGAGCGAGCAGUCUUUGCUCAGACCAGUUUCCUUCUGGAAUCCUCGUCCUCUCCCUCCUCCAUUCCUUUUGCCUCCUCCUCCUCUGUUCCUUUUGCUUCCUCCUCCUCUGUUCCUUUUGUUUCCUCCUCCUCCGUCUCUUCUUCUUCACUCAUCGUUGAAGACAAAAACUCCCCUGAUGAUGGAGAAGUCAGUAUCGCUUUUGUUGUGGAAGGUGAUGACAAUGAUGACAAUGACAAUGAUAACGAUGACGAUAUCAAUGCCAAUGAAGACGAAUAA